Musa acuminata AAA Group (dessert banana) is the source of this 1910-nucleotide messenger RNA. Its product is annotated as RING-H2 finger protein ATL46-like. The transcript has a single exon. NCBI's taxonomy places the organism in Eukaryota, Viridiplantae, Streptophyta, Magnoliopsida, Zingiberales, Musaceae. Bases 444 to 1601 code for a protein of 385 amino acids. The record is from RefSeq and is a predicted model, not a curated record. Gene Ontology annotation, molecular function: ubiquitin protein ligase binding.
GUCCGUCACCCCUUUUUGUCUCUAUCAAUACUUCUAUCAUCUGAAGGCAAUGUUAACUUUCUCACUUCUGCUACUUCAAGCUCGAAAAACAUUUAGCUAUCUUUUUUUGUUUGUAACUCUGAAUAAGCUCAAGAGAAGAAAAAAAAAAAAAAAAAAGGAAUCGAAGGAGUCACAGUCUUCUCUUUCCAUAUCCAACCAACGACCUCUCUCAAGAGAAGCUGCCGCUAACAACACCAACCUGACAACAUCCGCCACCACCACCUUCCCUUACCACCACUCACCACUGUAUCUAAUUGCUUCCUCUGCCUCUGUGUUUUGUCCCCUUGCGUACUGCAUUCUUGUGUGGUCUGUGACCUCGGAGCUUGCUCUCCUUUUUGUUGUUGGACCCGAAGAGAAGGUGGCUCCUCAGGUGACUUGUGUUUGGUCUCCCAUUAAGGUAGGAGAUGGUUGCCACUGACUGCCUGUCCCUCAGAGCUCCUUGCCUUCUCCCUCAGAUCAGUCAUGGAAGUGGUGUCUCCCCUCACCACCCUUCUCCAUGCCUCAACAAGCUUCAGAGGGACUCCGUCCCUACCCGGUCUUCUUCUUCUUCUCCAUCAAGCAGCAGGAUAAGCCCUGCCGUGCUCUUCGUCAUUGUCAUUCUGGCAGUCAUCUUCUUCGUCUCCGGCCUCCUCCACCUCAUCCUCAGGUUCGUCAUCAGGAAGCGCCACGCUGCCCCGUCCUCCCGCGCCGCCGCCGCAGCGGCCGACCUGCCGGGCUCGGACGCGCUGCAGCGCCAGCUGCAGCAGCUUUUCCACCUCCACGACUGCGGCCUCGACCAGGCCCUCAUCGAUGCGCUGCCUGUCUUCCUCUACAGGGACAUCGUCGGCUCCAAGGAACCCUUCGAUUGCGCCGUCUGCCUGUGCGAGUUCGACGGGACGGACGAGCUCCGGCUGCUGCCCGUCUGCGGCCACGCCUUCCACCUCGCAUGCAUCGACACCUGGCUGCUCUCCAAUUCCACCUGCCCGCUCUGCCGGGGCUCGCUCUUCCUGCCGGGCCUGAUGGCCGACAGCCCGGUGUUCGACUUGGGGUACUUGAGGGAGGAGCGGGAAAUCCCGGGCGAGCGGGCGGCCGCCCAAGGGGACGACAUCGUCACGGACAAGAAGGUGUUCCCUGUGAGGCUUGGCAAGUUCAAGAACUUGGUCACCGACAACGAUGUCGGUGGUGGUGAGGGUCAUGGCAAUGAGGACAGUGGUAUCACCGUUUGCAACGUGAGAAGAGAGGAAGGGGAGACCAGCAGUAGCAAUCUGGAUGCGAGGAGGUGCUUCUCCAUGGGCUCCUAUCAGUAUGUGGUUGCUGAUGCCAAUCUGCAAGUGGCCUUCAAGAGCUGUUCUGCUACCAGGAAUGGCGAUGCAAGAGGAGUCAGAGGAAGGGAUGCGAGAGGCAACUGUACAGGUAAUGAGUCCGUGGAAGGGAAGAGAUUGAGUAUCGGCGGCAGGCGCGAGAGCUUCUCGGUGUCAAAAAUCUGGCUGUGGUCUAACAAGAAGGGGAAGGCCCCAAUUUCUUCAGAUGUUACAGCUUUUGAUGCCAACUUGCCGUGGAAGGCGAUGGCAGCCGGUGAUUGAUACAUGAAAAUUGUCAGGAACGUGACGAAUGUUGCUCUUGGUUUACCAGUAGCUCUCUCGUUCGGUUCACGAGACUCUACUUGCUUUGCUUCCGGUGGUAGCAUAUGUUCCUUGAGGUCUUCUCAGGUGAAGAACAAAAGUUAUUGGUACAAUCGCACAAAUUUUUUUGUAUCUGGUCAAUGAAUAGAAGAAGAAAGCGGGUGGGAUCUGAUAAUUUCAGCACUCGAGGGAUUUAUUGUUUUUGUGUUUAUUGUGGUGUUGGAUUCACAAACGAUCGGUUUAGACAUUCGUGCAUCUUCUCCUUAUCUA